GAAUACAGAAGGGUGAAAUGAAUUUUUUGAUUCAUAUACAUGGCAUUUAAAAUAGAAAACAAUAAAAAUUUUAUUAAAAAUACAUUAUGUAAAAUAUUCAAUCAUAUAUUAGUUAUGUUUAACACAAUUAUGUUACCGGUAUCGGCGAUAAAAGCGGUAUCAGUAUAUAAUGCAUGUAUGUGACCAUAUAGAUGAGCAUUGGUCGUUUGUUUUACAUAAUGGUUCUGGCAAAAGCUCCACAGUGUCUAUUACCUGACCCUAUUUUUGAUGAUGGCUUUAAUAAGCAGUGAAAUGAAAGUAUCAGUGAUUCAGUUUUAUCUGAUGAGCGAAUUUGCCAUUAAUGGGCAAGAUGUGUACGUGUAUCGUUUUGCCAAAUUGCUGUUGUUGCUGAAACAAGAAUAGCUAUUCUCCACAGCAUAUGGGCCAACUCCAAUUUUUAGUACAUACUUAUAGAUGAAAAAUUCACUAAAAAGAAAUUUACCUUAACGGAGUCCUGUGGCACCGGAUAUUUUGUCUCAUUGAAUUUAUGGGAACACGAUUAUAUUACAGAUGGGAACACAUUAAUAUAUUCUUUGACCAGCGUGACCAUUGCUCUUCUGUUUUACAACAUAGCUCUUCGGAACAAUCGCCAGAGUGUCUGUUACCCGGACUUAUUUUUGAUGAUGAGCCUGGGGCUGCUGCGCCAUCAGCCCUCGCCUAAACCCAAUCCCGGCCAGUAUUAUGAAGUCACAAUCAGUAGAAUAAGGGGAGAAAUUAUUGGAGGUUGAUAAAGCCAGUGAUCAUAUAGGUCACCAGCGCCUUCAAUGGUAAGCAACAAAAAUAGAAUAGGGCGAAAGAGACAGUUUCAUAAGGUUUUUAACAAUCGUGAGACUAAAGAUUUACGGUUUUAAUCUGUGGGGUAUGACUUGGCUUGGCGUCAGUCAAUUUAAAUUUUCUUAGAUGAGUCGAAUCAUGCCUUGUAAUACAAUGAAUUGGGUGACAACUUGGAAAGAAGUCUAAUCGAACCACAUAUUACUCGCCUGUAUAGUACAUGAUUUUGGUAUUUCAACGAAUGGAAUCAUCCUGUAUAUUUUAUCAUGAAUAGGACGAGCCAGAAAUUGACCCCCUGGCCCCAACUCUGUUGUCACACGUUGUCACAAUAGUAACUAUUAUUUGUAUUUGCGUAACAAAAACACGUUCAUUGCUAUUCACUUUAAAAGUUGCUCUUGACACAUCGAUUAGCAGGUUUUUUCGACGGCAUAUUGGAAUAAUAUAUACGAUUGGUUAACCGAAUGGCAUAUCAUUAGUUGAAAAAACGUAUUUAUAUUAAGAUAUUUUUGUCGUGUGAUAGUGUUACAAUCCACCCGACUUCAUCUUAGAAUAAUGGACCUGUUAUGUUACGCAGCUGGAUAUUUUGUGACAUCAGCACAAGCACGCAAACUAUCAGUUAGCGAAUUCCAACUUAUAUAUGAAUCAGAUUAGUACGGCAGUGUAAGAAAAUUUCCGUAACUACCAUCAUGGAGGAGGAAGAGGCCAAAGAUGAUUCAAAUAAUACAACACUUACGGUGUUUCGUAUUCUGUUCUGCAUAAUUGGGUUGUUCGGAAACUUCAUCGUGAUAUUCGUAAUAAUAUUUCUGAAGGAAUUCAAGAAAUCUGUUACUCACUGGUAUGUGCUACAACUUGCUUUUGCUGACUCCAUAUUCCUGAUGAAUAUACCGUUUAAAGUAAUUGAGGACAAUCAUCAGAAAUGGAUAUUUUCAGCUGGUUUAUGCAAGAUAAAGGAGUCAGUAGUGUUCCUAAAUUACUACUCUUCAAUUUUGUUUCUACUGGUUAUGAGCUUUGAUCGAUAUGUAGCAGUGUGCCAUGGGUUCACCGAUUUUGGCCGAAAACUUCGUUCGAAUAAAGCAGCGUAUAUCAUCACCGCCGGGGUGUGGUUGUCGGCUCUUCUCUUAUGCAUCCCAGUCAUGCUCUACAGCGAUAAGCGAGGAACAAGUCCGAAUUGCAAGUGUCUAUAUGAAUUUCCGAAAUCGAUCGAAGAGAAGUGUAUGGCUUCGGGAGAGUCGAUAGAAGAAUGUGUUAAUAAGACAGCUUUUAUCAGCACAGGACCGAGUUGUAUUGAUCUUGAGGACUUCAAUUUGACUGGAUAUGACGAUUAUUACGAAUAUUCCGGCUCAUAUGAAUAUUACGACAACGAUACAAGUGACGUUACCAACAUGGGAUGUACAUAUGCAUUAAGUGGUCGAUCAUGGACAGUGUACUUGGUAUUAAACUUUGUGAUCAUGUUCGUGAUUCCCGUACUGGGAAUGUCAGGCUGCUAUUUCUUGAUUUCUCGGGAGCUACGAAAACUAAGAAUUCGUCGUUCCAGCGUUGUCAGUGAAACAAUAUCUAGGUCCGCAUCAUCAGCACAUGGCAAAAGAAGUCGCUCAAAAUCUGCUGCGUCAAUUAAGGCGGAGAAAAACCGCAUUCGCGUCACAUACACCUGUCUUGCACUUGUUCUACUUUUCAUCGUGUGUUGGCUCCCAUAUCAUGUAGUUCAUAUGGCGAAGAUAAAAGGUAUCGUGAACGAAUCAACUGAGUUUUGUGCAAGGCUUGGAUCAACGACAUCUCUACUGGCGUAUAUGAACUCGGCAGUCAAUCCCUACAUUUACAAUUUAAUCGGAACGAGAUUUUUUAAACGAUUGAGAUCUGCUGCAGAGUCGGUUCGAAGGUCAGUUAAAAAUCGAACAUCAUCUAUUACAUCUGGCGGGGGAAGAGUUCGACAUACUGCGAAGAAACGCAGCAUUGGAACGCAUUCAGUAAGCAGCAGCAUGACGGCAACAACAAAAUUUAGUAUGAAAAAAUAUGAGGGUGAAUCUAGGAAAUCCUCCAGCAAUGCUGAAGAUGUUCGAGAAAAGAAUCCAGAAGUUCAGAAUCCUCUGGUUGAAACUCCCAUCUAAAUAGAAUGUAUCUAUGCAAUGCAUACAGAAAUUUGCUGAUGAAAAAUAUAUCGUCAUUUUAAAAUAUUUUAAUCGUUUUUGUUAUACUAUUUGGCCAGUCUAUAUUUUAUGCAUUAAAAUUUUUCAAUAUGACUAAAAAUUUUGUGAUUGUGCUAUACCAGAUCCCAUGCAUUCGAAUAGUGUAUUAUUAUAUUUGGGUUUUAUACUGUGUAAAUAAUUUUGCACAAUUUAUACUCGAUUUCACGAUACUUUUCUUCCAAGUUGUGAUUCGCAAGCUGUUAAACCAAAACGCAAUUCAUCUAACUCCCUAAUCGAUCGAUUUCAUUUGAAAAUUUUGUUUGAGAAAUUGUAGUCUAUAUAUUUUAUUAUACCCAAUAAUAACUAUUUUAUAUUGGAGCAAUUCUGCUUGUCAAUGCUAGCUCCGUAAGUCCUAUCGAGACAGGGUCGCGAUUGCGAUUCUUGGUAAUAGUCAACUCGGUCAUACUUGGUUAAAUUUUUUGUGCCAACCGUGAGAAAACACUGCUUAUAACAGAGCCUUUAUCGCUUACGAAUCAAGCCUUGACUUCCAUGCAUCUCUUGGCUGUUGAGUCAUAAGAUUAAAUUUUGACAUAGGUUUCGGAAUCCAGAAUAACAAACAUUUUUACGGGAAAAACUUGGCGCUUGCAAUUUUUUUUAUAAGUUAUUUACUUCCAAUUACGCGAAGAAUUUUGACUUAUACUAUGGGAAAUUUCCGGAUAGCUCUAGGGUUAAUCGAAUAUAACAAUAACAGAAAAACGCCAAACUCUUAAGUCCUGAUAAAAAAUUUAAUCAAUAAUAAAAAAUAUAGGAACAUCCGUCUGAAAUUGUAAAUUCUAAAUUGAUUCGUAGCUGGUGUUGGCAAUUAUUGGUCUGUUGAAACUCCUGUAUUGGUGGAUUGUUGCUCUAGACACAAUUCUGUAUUCUGUGAUCUUUUAAAUUCUAUUUUAUUAUUAGUCUCUUUGCUCUUAUUUAAAUCGGAGAUCCGUCACUGGUAGUUUUGGAGCUUAACAAUAAAUUGUAUCCAUAUAACUCAUCACAUACAAUUUGAAGUUUAAUAAAGUGAAUUAUUCCAAGAUUAAAUGCAACUUAUAUCGUAUUUUUGCAACAUUUUUUUUUUGAAGUGUGACAUACUUUCCCCACCUAACAUUUAUUCUAAAGACAGGCACACAUAUACUGUACUGAAAAGACGGAUUGAUUUUUUUUUGCUUUUGGGAAUAUAUUGAGCUUAGGUCAAUAAGAAUUUAAAUCUAAAUUCUCUUUUGGCUACACGUCAUUUUAGACAAACAUUUGGUAAAACCAAGAAAACGUAAUUUUG
Messenger RNA from Styela clava, 4248 nucleotides. The record is from RefSeq and is a predicted model, not a curated record. Lineage: Eukaryota; Metazoa; Chordata; Ascidiacea; Stolidobranchia; Styelidae.